AGAGGAGAAAGCCAGAGCUGCUGGGAGCCAACUGGCUGGAGUUGCUGCUGGGAUCACUAAGAACACUCCUGUUGAAACUGACUCCUCCAGCACAAGAAAAGGUAAAAUAUCACAAUGAAGGUGGCAGUUCUAUGUCUAUGCCUUAUUGGCAUCACCGCUGCAUGGCCAGUGAGUAAAUUCAACCAGCAUGCCAUUUCUGCCAGCUCUGAAGAAAAAUAUGAUCCCAGGGGCCACGACUCACACAGAUAUCAGCAUCACCAUGCAAAUUCUCAGUCUUGGGAGAGUAUGAAGCACCCACAGAAUGACCUGGCAUCACCUCGGCAGACUCUUUACUCUUCAGAAGAAAGCGUAGAUGUCCCAGCGCAACCAAACUUUCCUGAUGUAUCAAGCAAGAGCCAUGAAGAUGCGGAUGAUGACGACGAUAAUGACUCCAAUGACACGGAUGAAUCUGAUGAGGUUGUUACAGGUUUUCCCACGGACAUUCCAGUAACCGUUCCCUUCCCUCCUUUCCCUUUCACCUGGGGAGACCAAGCUGGCAGAGGUGACAGUGUGGCCUACAGGGUGAGGGCAAAAGCCACAGUGGUGAAGUCCAGCAAACUCCGCAAAGCUGCAAAAAAGCUCAUUGCGUAUGAUGCCACUGAGGAGGAUGUGAGUGCCCUGGAUGCAGACAGCCAGCAAGCAGGAAGCCAGGAGGGUCCUGCAGCCCUCCGCUCCCUGGGGAAGCAUGGCAUCAGCGGGGAAUGGGCUGACAAGAGCCAUCAGCAGGACAGUAACAAGCAGGACAGCAAGCAGCGUGACCAGAGCAUGGAAAACGACAGCCAGCAGAAAUUUGAUAGCCAUGAGGUGGAAGGAAAUUAUAGCAAGGAUAGCCAACAGAGCAUGGAAAGCAGGGAAAGCCAGGUCCUUGUUUCAGCUGAGAUUCCUGAUGAUAACAGCAAUCAAACAGUGGAGAGCACUGAGGACGCUCAAGAUCGUCCCAGCAUCGAAAAUAAUGAAGUCACCCUUUAAAGGGAGACAAAAUGCAGUUAUUUCCCUUCUUUUUCAAUUCCUACCUACAGGGAUGGGGGAGUAGCUUCAAUUUCGGGUAACUGCUUGUAAAUGUAGAGCGUGUGGUGCCUUUUCAGGUUUGGGAUAGCUUCUUUACCCGGUGGCCUCCCCUCAGCUGCCAGUAGUGCCAGCCCUCUACAUGGCACAUGGUGUCAGCCUCAGGGGCUGCAGCUGGCAGAGGUGCAGGGAUGCAAGGUAAAUGCUGUCAGAUGCACCAUGUGAGUGUUGCCUCUCCGGCCUGCUGCUUGCUGUGCUGCCAGCCUGUACUUUGCUGUACUGGAUCUCAAUAAAAACACAAACCCUG
Messenger RNA from Colius striatus (speckled mousebird), 1351 nucleotides. It is a transcript of the gene SPP1, whose product is annotated as secreted phosphoprotein 1. The transcript has 7 exons. Gene Ontology annotation, biological process: positive regulation of bone resorption; cell adhesion; osteoblast differentiation. The coding region runs from base 115 to 1008 and encodes 297 amino acids. Gene Ontology annotation, molecular function: extracellular matrix binding. The record is from RefSeq and is a predicted model, not a curated record. Lineage: Eukaryota; Metazoa; Chordata; Aves; Coliiformes; Coliidae.